Messenger RNA from Cuscuta campestris, 657 nucleotides. The record is from the annotation of a GenBank genome assembly. Lineage: Eukaryota; Viridiplantae; Streptophyta; Magnoliopsida; Solanales; Convolvulaceae.
AUCGCCACUAUUCAGAUCUCAACCGCCCACUCAAAAUUUUUCAUCGUCUUCUUCGCGAAAAAUUCUCAAGAACUCGUAAGAACCCUAGGUCUCUUUCUCUCUCAAAUUUUCACCCAAAUUUCUGAGAAAAUGAAGGUUGUCGGAGCAAAUGUUCAUUUCCAGAAGUUAGAGGCCAAGUGCUCUUCAUCGACAUUCUUUCAAAGCUAUAUGGAGAUGAUAGGCGCUCAAGAACUCUCCGAAUUUAUUCAAAUGGAGAUUCGCCUUAAAUUCGAGGAAGAAGUUCUUGAAUUCUACAGGAAUGGAGAAGUCAAGACUGCUCAUUUAAAGAAGGACCCACAGAGGACGUUUCCAGUUAUCAAGUCCACUGUAGGGGGUACAAAGGUGAAGCUUUCGCAGAAGAAAUUGGGAGAAAAGCUUCGCCUUCCCAAUUCUGGAGUUGAAGUUGGGAAAUUUCCAGUAAAAAAUAUGGACUGGAACAUCAUUGGAAUCUCUGGGCAAAUUCCUUCUGGCCCAGCAAAGAAAGCAGAUCUCAACAAUGAUUAAAAGCUGAUUUUGGAACUGGUCAUCGCCUGCCUCGAGUGUGGAAGUGGAGGUCAUGCCGAUGAAAUCACCCAGGAGAGAGCCUUCAUAAUCAACGCUCUCAUUACCAAAACUAAG